GUGUUAGAGUUAAAGGGGUUUGAGGGAAGAGGAAGGAGAUGAAGAGUGAUGAUCAAGCAAGGUUUUUGUUUGGGAUUUCACUAACUGAUAGACCCAAAUGGCAACAAUUCCUCAUUUGCUCUUCUGGAUUCUUCUUUGGUUAUCUUGUUAAUGGCUUAUGUGAGGAGUAUGUAUACAAUCGACUGGGAUUCAGCUAUGGGUGGUAUUUUACCUUUGUACAAGGUUUUGUAUAUCUAUUUCUCAUACGUAUACAAGGUUUCACCACAAAGCAAAUGGUGAACCCGUGGAAAAUAUAUGUGAAGCUCUCUGUUGUACUCAUGUGUUCUCAUGGAUUAACAAAGGGCUCCUUGGCUUAUCUAAACUAUCCAGCACAAAUCAUGUUCAAAUCCACUAAGUUACUACCGGUAAUGGUAGUGGGCGCCUUUAUGCCUAGCUUAAGGAGAAAAUACCCGGUUCAAGAAUAUGUUUCAGCUGUGCUUUUCGUUGGGGGCCUGGUAUUUUUCACGUUAGCAGAUGCCAAUACUUCUCCGAAUUUCAGUAUCAUCGGUGUCAUUAUGAUAACUGGUGCACUGGUAAUGGACUCUUUUCUCGGUAAUCUGCAGGAAGCGAUUUUUACACUGAAUCCUGAUACUUCUCAGAUGGAGAUGCUAUUCUGCUCGACAGUCGUUGGGGCUCCUGUUCUACUUCUUCCCAUGAUACUAACAGGAGAACUUGUGGUUGCAUGGAAAUCAUGUUCUGAGCAUCCAUAUGUUUAUGGGGUCUUGGUAUUUGAAGCAAUGGCCACAUUCAUCGGUCAAAUUUCAGUUUUAUCACUCAUUGCUAUCUUUGGUGCUGCCGCUACUGCUAUGGUAACAACAGCAAGAAAGGCUGUGACAUUGUUGUUGUCAUACUUGAUCUUUACUAAGCCACUAACCGAACAACAUUUCUCUGGAUUGCUGUUAAUAUCAAUGGGAAUUGUUUCGCGCCUCUUGCCUGACAGUAAACCUCCUCAACGAGCUGUGAAAUCGGAUAAUAUUAGGCGGAGUCGUCACAAAGAGGAAAACAUAUCAUCAGAAAAUACUGCAGAUGAAGAGAAGAGACCAUUAGUAUGA
Solanum verrucosum is the source of this 1091-nucleotide messenger RNA. RefSeq names its product UDP-galactose/UDP-glucose transporter 4-like. The coding region runs from base 39 to 1091 and encodes 350 amino acids. NCBI's taxonomy places the organism in Eukaryota, Viridiplantae, Streptophyta, Magnoliopsida, Solanales, Solanaceae. The transcript has 7 exons. Gene Ontology annotation, biological process: transmembrane transport. Gene Ontology annotation, molecular function: transmembrane transporter activity. Gene Ontology annotation, cellular component: Golgi membrane; endoplasmic reticulum membrane. The record is from RefSeq and is a predicted model, not a curated record.